This is a messenger RNA of Bacillus rossius redtenbacheri, 2750 nucleotides long. RefSeq names its product heparanase-like. Gene Ontology annotation, molecular function: hydrolase activity, acting on glycosyl bonds. Gene Ontology annotation, cellular component: membrane; extracellular matrix. The record is from RefSeq and is a predicted model, not a curated record. NCBI's taxonomy places the organism in Eukaryota, Metazoa, Arthropoda, Insecta, Phasmatodea, Bacillidae. The coding region runs from base 352 to 1914 and encodes 520 amino acids. The transcript has 9 exons.
CUGCGUACUGCUGGCCGCGAAAUUCCAGCCCAAUCACCGACCUCGUUACGUCAGACGCCUGCAACCAAUGAAUGCGCAGUGGGCAGGAAUGGCUACAGAACUAGCUUUCUCAGGUUAUGUUUGUAUUUGUUGUGUUUGUGUUUAUGUUUGUUUUAUCCUCCCUAGAUGAUAAAAAAAUAAAAUCAUCCCUGAGAGACAUUACUUGUACAAUUUUGGAAGUGGGCUGAUAAUAUUGUGAUAGUUUAAUUGUGACUACAAAAUUUUUAAUAGUGCAUUUGCAUUUUGACAAAAAUGGUUGUGAUUACAAUAAUCACAUUUUAAUUCAUUUCCUGGCAAGGACGCCUACUAAAAAUGACAGCCUUGUUUGUAUUUGCAGCGAAAGAAUUUUCAGGGAACUUCUUAGUGAGGGCGUUGAUGCUUGUGAUGCUACUGGCCGGCACCAUCGGCAUAUUCGUGUUCACUGCUCAGCCCCCCCACUCGGAGGCCCGAGAUGCGGCACCGACCGUAGUCUUCAAUGUGGGACAUUACUCUCACGACACCAGUGGUGCAUUCCUCAGCGUUGCGCUGGACACUGCCCUGAUUCGCAGUGGCUGGCUGUGGGACCACAUAGAAUCUGAGCAGUUGGUACAGCUGACGUCGCUGCUGGCACCUGCCUAUCUCAGGAUUGGUGGAACCCUGGCCGACUGCCUCAUCUUCACGGCCAAUGGCACGCAGCGUCGGGUGUACGACGAGUGUGCUGAAGGCAUCACAUAUUGUUCUCCAGACGUACGCAACUUCUCCAUGACUGGCUCCGAGUGGACUCAAAUACAUGACUUCUGUCAGAGAGCUGGCGUCCAGCUGUUGUUUGACUUGAACGCUCUGCUCAGGAAUGGCGACAACUGGGAUCCCACCAAUGCCAAGCAACUGCUUGACUUUUCUGACGAGCAUAAUCUUUCUGCCACGUGGCAACUUGGCAAUGAGCCAAAUUCAUUCAAGCACAAGUUCAAUGUGACUGUGACGGGUCACCAACUGGGGCGAGACUUUGGGACUCUCCGAGCGCUUCUGGACAGCUACCCAAGUUCCAGGGCGUCUGCGCUGGUCGGUCCAGAUGUCACCAGGCCUCUGCUUGACUCUGCCCCGUCCCUGUCGUUCCUGGCAGACUUUCUGGACACAGCAGGGCGCUCCAUCAGCGCAGUGACGUGGCACCACUACUACGUUGAUGGGCGAUCAGCAACCUUGGAGGAUUUCACUAAUUCGUCGGUGUUCAACUCUCUGGCCAAGCAGAUCAAGGCUGUUAGGGCAACCGCAAGGAAGAAGACUCCAGACUUGCCAUUGUGGUUAACGGAGACGAGCUCGGCGUAUGGGGGAGGAGCCCCGGGCCUGUCUGACGUGUUCGUGGCGGGCUUGCUGUGGCUGGACAAGCUGGGCGUGUCUGCGCGACUGGGCGUGGACGCGGUGGUGAGGCAGGCGCUGUACGGGGGCAGCUACUCCCUGCUGGACCUGCACACCUUGCGCCCUCUGCCGGACUGGUGGCUGAGCGUCCUGUACAAGCGUGUGGUGGGUCGUGGCGUGCUGCGAGCUCCCCUGCCCACCGGAGACGUGCGACUGUACUGCCACUGUGGCCCUCCUGGCGUCCCGCACUCCCUCGCCGUGUUCGGAGCGAACCUGGGCCAGCGCAGCGCGCUCGUGCAGCUGGAGGGGGCUGCACGGCCGCGCCCUGCCAGCGCCGUGCUGGCCUACGUGCUCACGGGGCAGCACGGCCCACUGUCCAGGACUGUGCUGCUGAAUGGCGUGCCACUCCAACUGGAGCCAGACGGCUCUCCGCCCCUGCUGCGACCGGCCGUGCUUCCAGCCGGAGUGCUUUGCCUGCCCCCCCUCUCCGUUGCCUUCUUCAUUGUGCACGGAGCACGCGUCCCCGAGUGUCACCACGGCUGACCACUCCUGCCUCGCUUCCCAAGUCUCUGCCACUGACAUUCAGACACUUCAGAUACUCUUGAAUAGGCUUACCAGUAGACUUCAUGCACACUGCUGUCUGAGGCAUGUCUCCGUUUAUUUAAUAGGUGAGCGGUGCCAUUUGAUUUGUUAGUGGUGAAGUUGAUUAUUUUGGGCCUUUCAUGAUUUAACUUGCUGGAGUUUGCAUAGCAAUCACACUAAAAACCUGUGUGUGUAUUUUUUAGGUGUUGUGCUACAAAGAUAGUGUGUACAUGUAGAGCUGGCACCUGAUUAUUCCACGAAUGUCUUUUUGGGAACUCUAUAGUCUCCAUAGUGAUUGCAGUUCUCACUAUUGGUUGAAAUCAGUUUUUUCAUGAACUUAUCAGAGGGCAGCAAGGGAUUAGUUUAUGUCUUUGGGAGUCAACUGGCUGUUCAGUCCUCCCCCAGCCUCCAGUGAAGAGAAUUGUGGGAGGCUGGAGUCAAGUCCUUUAUAUCUUGUCUGGCGGGAAACAGCUCCUAACCUGUUUGAAUGGAAGCCUCGCAGAGGAACUUCAGCUCAGCUCAGCUCAGCUCAGCUGUCUCGCUGCACUCCUCUACACGUCAGCUCGUCGAGCGCCGAAGCAGGGCUGUGGUUGCCUGGUGACAGCUUGCACGUGUCGCAAGUGUCCAAUGGGAGCUCUGAAAUGCAAGUCUCGCCUCUCAGCUACAAGUGCUGGUGAAGGAAGACUGAACCUUGCCCUCUCUCACGUUAUACAAGAUGUGAAGCAUCCCAAUGUGGGCGGGAUGAUUGUGUGUGUAAAUAUCUGAAUAAUAAUAUUUUGGGUGCUUAAACAUUUUAA